UAUUUCCUUUUUGCUUUUUGCCCUCUGAGGGAGUUUCCAUAGUAACCCGCCCUUCCAGCCCUCUUCCCAUAAGUGUGGCUCCGCAGUUUCAGCUUCAGAGCUCAGACUCCAAAGGAUGCUAGUGUCUUCGGGCUCUCAUUGGUUGCCGCCAGCCGAGCCCCUCGUAACCCUGGUAACAGUGCCCGCCCACAAGUCGCCGGGCUAUGAUUGGUCGUUGCCACAAAGUCCGAAAGCGAAUUCCUCAGGCCAUUGGCCCGAGUCACAGGAAGCUGGCACCGCGGUUGGUGAGCCUAGAGGUCAGUCAGAGUCAGAGGCAGGGUCAAAUAGGGAGAAAUGGCGACGGAGCCAAGCUGUGGGGAUUGAGGCCUAGAGGGAUCGCUGACUGGCCCAAGAUCACACAGCCCAUCUUUGGAUUAAGAUCUGGUGUCUACAGCCUAGCCUCAAGCCUUGACUUAGUUGGAGCUUGAGAGAGUGGGAGCCUUCUGUUUGGCAGACACACAGAGCAAAUAUUUUGACCUUGGCAUCGAGACAUUUCCCAUCUUCCCCAUGGCGCUGACAGUGCUGAAUGAGUUCCUGAUUGAGGACCCAAGCCCACCUCUGCUGCUCUACCAGCUUAACAAGACUGCCCAGCUGGAGACCCUCAACUAUCAGAGCUGCUAUAUGCAGAGGGUCUUUACCCAUUUUCCCGAGAUCCUAUUUAUCCACCGGACCUAUAACCCGAGGGGUGAGGUGUUAUACACCUUCCUGGUGGAUGGACCCCGGGUGCCACUGGAGGGUCAUCUUUCCCGGGCCGUCUACUUCGCCAUUCUUGCCAGGGAGGAUGCUGAAGGCUUGGCCCACAUGUUCCAGGUGUUCAAGAAGUUUAACCCAGCAUGGGAGAGAGUCUGUACCAUUCUGGUGGAUCCCUACUUCCUCCUACUGCCCACCCUCGCUAUGGAGUUCCCCGCAGCUGAGGUCCUGCUUUCGGCCUUCCACAUCUGUAAGUUCCUCCAGGGCAAGUUCUGUCAACUGGCCCUCGAGCAGCCGGUGGAGAGGCUGCUCCUGACGGCCCUGCGGAGCACCAUGUGCUCGGCCACGGCCGGGAACCUGCGGAAGCUGUACGCGCUGCUGAGCACCUGCAUCCCGCCGGCCCAGCUGCCCGCGCUCCACUCACACUGGCUGCUCAACGACCGCAUCUGGCUGGCCCACCGCUGGAGAAGCCAAGCCGAGAGCAGCCGCUAUUUUCAGGGCCUGGAGGUCACCACCCGCCUCCUCAGCCAGUUCUUUGGCACCACCCCAGUGGUGGAAAAAGGCAUGAGCGCCCUGCUCCGGUACCUGCAGCAGAACUCAGGAGACAAGGUGAGUUUCAACCUGGGCCCGAGUCCCCCGAACCAUUACACCCCCGUGGAGGGCAGUCCCGAAAGCCCCAAAGUGCAGCAGUUGGUGGAAGCCCGCAUCCAGCACUCACUUAAUGCCAUCUGCACGGGGCCGGCCGCCCAGCUCUGCCUGGGCGAGCUUGCUGUGGUCCAGAAAUCCAUGCACCUCAUCGGCUCGGGUUCCGAAAAGGUGAACAUACAGAUCCUGGAGGACACCCACAGGGUGCAGCCCCAGCCCCCGGCCAGCUGCAGCUGCUACUUCAACCAGGCCUUCCAUCUGCCCUGCCGUCACAUCCUGGCCAUGCUCAGUGCCCACCGCCAGGAGCUCCAGCCCGACAUGCUGCCUGCUGAGUGGACGGCAGGCUGUGCCCCCAACCUCAGUGACAUCCUGGGCAGCACAUGGAGCGAGACCCUGGAGAAGCGCUUGGCCGUGGCUCUCCUCACGGAGGAGGUGAGUCAGCUCCUACAGCAUUGCAGCCAGGAGGAGUUUGAACGGCGGUACAGCACCUUGCGGGAACUGGCCGACAGCUGGAUUGGCCCUUAUGAGCAGGUCCAACUCUGAUUACCCGUGAUGUUCAUCCUCGUGUAUCACUCACAUCCCCCCCCACACACCCUCCAACACUCACACUGCUGUACUUCUUCAGACCCUUCUGCAGCCUGCUACCCGUGUGUCUAGAUUCCUAAAACAGGAGGCAGCAAAGCUGUCCCAUAAAGGGCCCGAUAGUCAGUAUCCUAGACUUUGUUGCGCACUUACAGCCUGUUGUAUAUUCCUGGUUCUUUGUUGUGUGGGUUGUUUUUUUUUCCCCCUAACCUUUUCAAAAAGUAAAACCCAUUCUUAGCUCAAGGGCCUUAACAGGUAAUACCUACUGUAGGAUAAGAGAUAAGACACUGAGUGAAGAUGAAGAUUCGGACUUGGUAAGAGCUUCCACAAUCAUGAGAUGACACCUUACCCACAGAGGAAAAGCCCCCCAGAGGCUGAGAGCCUGGCUCUCAGCCUUACCACCUGCCACACUCCCCCAUCCUGAGGUUAUUAAAGUGAAUGUUGUCUGUUUUA
Capra hircus (goat) is the source of this 2409-nucleotide messenger RNA. RefSeq names its product zinc finger SWIM-type containing 1 (gene ZSWIM1). Gene Ontology annotation, molecular function: zinc ion binding. The transcript has 3 exons. NCBI's taxonomy places the organism in Eukaryota, Metazoa, Chordata, Mammalia, Artiodactyla, Bovidae. The record is from RefSeq and is a predicted model, not a curated record. Bases 547 to 1917 code for a protein of 456 amino acids.